AAUAUUUUAAAUUGAUGUGGCAACUAUGUAUAUUCACGAGUAUUCGGAAUCAGUUAUUCAAACCUAAAAGUUGAAGAUAAUAUAUUUAUUCAAAUAAAUAUCUAAUAUUUUUAUAAAUUCCAAUUCACUUUCUAGAUGCACCUAAUUCAAUCAAAUAUAAUUUAUAGAUUGCCAAAAACAUCUAUUUGCCUUUAAAUUGAUGUUUAGAAACAGUGUCAUAUUAGUGUGUUUACAAGUAUAAAGUAUAAAUUUUAAACUGUAUAUAUUACUUCAAAAUGUACACAAGGGGAUUUAUUUUGUUAAGAAGACUGAGCACGGAUUCGAAAAAUACGAAAUUCUUCACAACUCCUAUUUAUUAUGUGAAUGCAAAACCCCACAUUGGUCACCUAUAUAGUUCGUUAAUAGCAGACGCUGCUCAAAGAUGGCAGCACGUCUAUCAAAAAAGCUCGUUCGUCAAAUUUUCAACAGGUACUGACGAACACGGUUCGAAAAUUCAACAGGCAGCCGAAAAAAACAACACCACUCCUGAUAAAUAUUGUGAUAAAAUUUCGUCCGAAUUCCAGAAAAUGGUUUCAGAAUUUGAUAUUAAUUGUACAGAUUUUAUUAGGACUAGUGAGACGAGACAUAAAGACACAGUCGCUAAGUUGUGGAGAGUAUUGAAUGAUAGCAAUCAUAUAUAUUUAUCAAAAUAUGAAGGAUGGUAUUGCGUUUCAGAUGAGACAUUUUUGACAGAAUCUCAACUGAAAGAAGUAACAGUAGAAGAUGGUAAAAAAAUUCUAGUAUCUGAAGAAAGUGGAAAUCCUGUCGAGUGGAGUAGCGAGGAAAAUUAUAUGUUUAAAUUGAGUGCUUUCCAGGACGAUCUUAACUACUGGCUCAAAAAUAAUGAGGACGCGAUAAGACCCAGAAAAUUUCAUAAGAUACUUCUUGAUCUAAUAAAUAAAGAUGAUGGUUUACAAGAUUUGUCCGUAUCUAGACCGACUUCAAGGGUUCAGUGGGGUAUACCAGUACCCGCCGAUCCAUCUCAAAAAGUUUACGUUUGGUUGGAUGCCUUAGCAAAUUAUUUAACUGUCUCCAAGUAUGCAUCCGACGAGGUAACUUUCAAAAAAUGCUGGCCUCCAGAUGUACAAGUCAUUGGAAAAGAUAUUUUGAAGUUUCAUGGAAUUUACUGGCCGGCGUUUCUUUUAGCGGCGAAACUUGAGUUGCCAAAAAUGAUUUUCUGUCAUUCUCAUUGGACUGUGAAUAGUGAAAAAAUGUCGAAAUCUAAAGGAAACGUCGUUUGUCCUAUUGAAAGUGCGAAGAAGUAUACCACAGAUGGAAUGCGAUAUUUUCUUCUUCGCGAGGGGGUGGCGCAUAGUGAUGGAAAUUACAGCGAUAUCAAAGUUACCAGAAUUUUGAAUUCCGAAUUAGCGGAUACGUUAGGAAACUUGUUGAGUAGGUGCACAGGGACGGCUUUAAAUCCUAAACAGAUAUUUCCCAAAUUGAAAUCGGAUGUUUUGGAUGAAAUGAAACAAAUAGAUGUUACCAAAAAAUUAAUCGACAGUGUGCAAAAGUUACCAGAUACGUGUCGUGAUUAUUAUAUACAACUAAAUUUCUAUAAAGCUGUCGAUUCAGUUAUAGCUACUCUUCAUGUGGCAAAUCUUUUCUUCGAAACGUUAAAACCUUGGGAAUUGAAAAAAAAUCCCGAAAAUCAUGCGAAAUUAGACGUAGCUCUUCAUCUUACUUUGGAAACAUUGAGAAUAUCAUGUAUCCUACUGCAACCAAUUGUACCGAAUCUUGCGAAUGUUGUAUUAGAAAAAUUGAAUGUUCCUGAAGACAAUAGAUACUUUGAAAAUGUGAAAACAUUUUCUUGGAACAUUAAAAAUUCUAGUGAGAAACCUUUAAAACCGGAAAAAGUGGUUCUAUUCAAAAGGAUAUUAACUGAAGAAGAUACUAAAGUAAAAGUUAAAAAAGGUUUAUAAUAAUAUAAAAAAGGAUUUUUAUUAAUUUAUUAACAUGUUUAAAUAAAUUUAAUUAUCUAAC
Messenger RNA from Diorhabda carinulata, 2019 nucleotides. RefSeq names its product methionine--tRNA ligase, mitochondrial (gene MetRS-m). The transcript has 7 exons. The coding region runs from base 276 to 1958 and encodes 560 amino acids. The record is from RefSeq and is a predicted model, not a curated record. Gene Ontology annotation, molecular function: methionine-tRNA ligase activity; ATP binding. NCBI's taxonomy places the organism in Eukaryota, Metazoa, Arthropoda, Insecta, Coleoptera, Chrysomelidae. Gene Ontology annotation, biological process: methionyl-tRNA aminoacylation.